Messenger RNA from Penicillium argentinense, 1155 nucleotides. Its product is annotated as glycosyltransferase family 15 protein. Gene Ontology annotation, biological process: cell wall mannoprotein biosynthetic process; protein O-linked glycosylation; protein N-linked glycosylation. Gene Ontology annotation, cellular component: membrane; Golgi apparatus. The transcript has 4 exons. Lineage: Eukaryota; Fungi; Ascomycota; Eurotiomycetes; Eurotiales; Aspergillaceae. Gene Ontology annotation, molecular function: alpha-1,2-mannosyltransferase activity. Bases 1 to 1155 code for a protein of 384 amino acids. The record is from RefSeq and is a predicted model, not a curated record.
AUGUCCGUCAACGUGCGGUACACCAGGUAUCUGGUGUUUGCGCUCGUGGGACUGACUUUCUUCUACCUCGUCUCCCGAACCAACUUGCGCCUCCCCAGCUCCGCUUCCUUCUCGCGACCUGCCCCGACAUACAAUGAAUUCAAAGCAAACAAGUUUCAAAUUCCCGGCGCCAAUAGCACUGAACGGGUGAAUGCCACCUUCGUGACUCUCGCGCGCAACUCCGACCUCUGGGACAUGGUCAAGUCCAUCCGAACCGUCGAAGACCGCUUCAACCGCGAUUACAACUACGACUGGGUCUUUUUGAACGACAAGGAGUUCGACGAAGACUUCAAGAAGUUGACCACAGCGUUGGUCUCCGGAACGACUCAUUAUGGCCUAAUCCCAAAGGAGCACUGGUCGUAUCCCGAAUGGAUCGACCAAGACAAGGCUGCCGAUGCACGCCAGGAAAUGGAUCGCAAGAAGAUCAUUUACGGUGGAUCGGAGAGCUACCGUCAUAUGUGCCGCUACGAAUCGGGCUUUUUUUUCCGCCACCCAUUAAUGCUGAACUACGAGUACUACUGGCGUGUCGAACCCAGCAUCGAACUUUUCUGCGACAUCGGUGCCGACCCGUUCCGUUUCAUGAAAGAAAACGACAAGAAGUACAGUUUCGUCAUCAGUCUAUACGAGUAUGAAGCAACUAUUCCCAGCCUGUGGAGUAGCGUGCAGAAGUUCAUGGCGAACCACCCGCAACACAUUGCGCAAGACAACGCAAUGGAGUUUAUCAGCGACAAUGGUGGCGAAACUUACAACAAAUGUCACUUCUGGUCAAACUUCGAGAUUGGCAGUCUGGAGUGGCUGCGAUCUCAGGCAUACCUCGACUAUUUCGAGUCGCUUGACAAAGACGGUGGCUUCUUUUACGAGCGAUGGGGCGAUGCACCCGUCCACUCGAUUGCUGCUGCAACCAUGCUGAGGAAGGAUCAGAUCCAAUUCUUCCAUGACAUUGCCUACUACCACGUACCCUUCACUCAUUGCCCGAACGACGAGCAGACCAGGCUGGAUCUUCGCUGCUCAUGCAAGCCCAAGGACAACUUUGACUGGAAGGACUAUUCUUGCACCAACCGAUGGUUCAAGGUUAAUCACCUGCAGAAGCCAGAUGGCUGGGACAAAAACGAUUGA